GGGGAAAAAAUUGUACACGCUUGCCUUGCAGAAUCGGAAAUAACGGCAGAGGCGGAGAUUGACGGGGAAGACCGUGCGACGCCAAUCAUAUUGUUUUCUCUUGCAUGUUGUCUGUGAAACAAAAGUUCUCAGUCACAACCGACAACACACUACCCGACCACGUUGCGGGACUACAACGGAUUUAACGGGCCAUUGGAAUAGGGGAAUAUUCUUGCGUGGAGACAUUUAUAUAGUCUCUAUAGCAGUGGAUGGUUGGAGGAAGCGGGUCCAGGAAAGUCACAGACGACAAUGUAGGCAGCCCAGCCGGAGUCAUAUCAUGGGCUCAGAGGCAGUGGAAGAUUGUGUGCAGGGGGCUCUCUCGUCCCUCUACCCCCCUUCGAGAGCACAGCCCCGCCUCUCCUCUCUCAGGUUUUCUCUGUGUUAGAGUCGACUUAUCAGCAUGACAGUCUGAGGUACCUGCUGGAUUACUUCAUCCCAGCAAAACACCUUCUUCACAAACUACAGCAGCAUGCCUGUUCUCAGUAUCUGGGUUGUCUGUUCCUCCACUCCGGUUGGCCCCUCUGCCUCGGAGAGAAGAUUGUGGUCCAGCUCUCUACUCUGGACUGGAGGCUGCUGCGCAGUACCGACUUCUACUUGCAGGUGGUUCCCUUCUCCACACGCUGCCCCCGCCUGGCCCUCAAGUGUUUGGCCCCCGGGGGCCGCAACGUCCAAGAGGUCCUGGUGCCCGAGUCACAGCACCCCCUGGUGUUCACUACAGAGUGGCUGCACAGUGUCAACAAGGAGAGGGGCUACAAAAGAGAAGGAGGUGGAGGGUUAGAUACGUGUCUGGUCAGUACGUGUGACGGGGUGGUCCGCCUACCGUGGGAGGAGGUGGUCUACCCCAAGUUCAUCCAUAACCCAUCGGACGACCUGACUACCAUGGCUGACCACCCAACCUCCGUCUCCGACCACACCACCGACCUCACCCCGGUGGUGGGCCUCGGCCUGGGUGGCUGGGGGGGCUCCUCCUCUGGAGAACCAGACUCCUGUUCCUGGGACGAAGAAGACGAUGACCUACCUCCAGACAGUGUAGAUGCAGAGGCCGUUCUACCCCGCCGACGGUGCAGCGAGGAUGGUUUAGGGAGGACGACGAGGCAUCACCAAAUGGCUGGUGAUGGGGACUACGUGGAACUCCUGGAGCCCAGGGGGGGUCCGGACGGCGGCACAGACCCCAGGCAGAGGUACCUGGAGAUGCAUGGGAUCUGUAAGACCAAGACCCUGCCGCUGUGUAGGAGGAGCAAGGCUAUCAAGCUCCGCAGAGGGAAGGCCUGGGGGUACGGGCGACUGGACGCAGCCGGGGGCAGUAGGGGCGUCCUGGGGGGUAAGAGGGACUCUGUGACCCACCGGGGGGACUGGUUACCCCCCCGCCCCCUGCCUAGAGUUAUCGAUGUAGGCCGAGCGAGACGGUCUGAGUCGUACCCCUCCUCGCUUCAGAACUCUGACGAAGGGGAGAAACAGGCCCUCGGAAAAGACCCAGAAGGCCUAGGAAGCCAGGGGCUAUAUUUUGAUGGUCCAUCCAAGGAGAGGAGGCCCGGGGUGGGCAGGGAGAGGGAGGGCAGUGGGUGUAACGUUACACAACCAUGCAGGGACAGCCAUGGAAGUAACAGUUUGGUAGCAAGCGAGACAACAAAUCCCAAAGCAGCGCACGUUGUAGAGGGCCAAUUGGAUCAAAGCUCUCGCUCUGAAUCUGUGUUUGAGGAUACUGAUAAGUCACUGAGUGGAGACAGCGACACCAUGCCCACUACAGACACACGAGGAAGUGGGGAGAAUGUGGCGAGGCCAUUGAUUGAUAUUCCAGGAAAUGGGGAGAAUGUGGACAGCCCGUUAGCAGAUGGAUCUGAAACCCAGAAAGGAAGACAUUCCACUAGUGACUCUUGUGUACCAGACAAAACAGCAGACUCGACAGAACACAGAGGGACGGAACGUUCUCUCUCUCGACCCGGUACUGACGCUGACCCAAAGGGAGCAACAACUCCAGAAGAGAGGGCUGAAGGAAAGACGGAGGAGAUAGGAGUGUGUCCUCGAGGAAAGGAAGUAAAAACGGGAGGAUUCAGGGCACCCAGGAGGAAGAGGAAAGGGAGAGGGGGAAAGGGGAAGGCUAAAAGUGGGUGUCGUGGCAACCAGAAGACUCGAGACCAGGCCGGUUCCAAACCACCAAGUAAAACACCUCAGCAUGGUCCCGCCAUCUCCUCGACAACCAACCUGCCAAUCACUACAACCAACCUAUCAGAGGCAACACAGCAGCCUGAGGCGGCGGAUAAAGAGGUCACACCAGUCAAUGAAGGACAAGAAAAAGCUGAGAUUGGGGAAAGCAAUACAGAAAACCAGGUUGUCCAACCAGAAGUCUCACCUGACACAACUACUAGCCAAUCAGGCACAUCCUUAUCUAACCACUCUACAGAGGAGUUAGGGGCAGAGACAUCUCCUGACCUAUCAAAUGGCCUAUCACCUAAAGCCCCUCCUCUCCUAAGGGAAUUGGACACAGAACUCCUCCAAUCAGGAAAGCUGAUGUUGACAGGUACGGUGGACAGGCUGGGACGGGCUGUGGUUGUCACUGAAACGCACCUCCCAGAGGACGGUUGCCGUGCGGACGAGAUGGGCCGUGUCUUGGCCUGUUAUCACAGGAUCACCCGCUCUUCUGCUAAAGAGCGAGGCCUAACAGUAAUAGUAGACAGUAGACAAUCUCCUCCCUCCGCUCUCUGCCUCGCUGCACUGAAACAAUUACAGGCUGUGGUCCCGGGAGGUCUUGGCUCUGUCCUCAUUCUGGUGGAGGAGCAGCACCAGGAGUCAUCUACACACAGUCUAGAUGGAGUAGAGGUGCACACGGUGCGAGGGACAGGGGUCCUUCAGCAGUAUAUAGACAGGCAGCAGCUGCCCCUGGAGAUGGACGGAGACUACAAACAUUGCCACUCUGACUGGCUGGCCUUCAGACUGAGUGUGGAGAGUCUAACUGAGUGUUGUGAGAGCGCACUCUCUCUGUUGGAGGAUGCACUGCAGUCUAUGGACACAGCACCACUACCAGACUGUAUCAAGACUGUUCCUUUAAGUGUGGAAAAACACAGACAGCUGAUGACGAGCAUCCUAGUCGACCAACGGCUGACUGAGCUGCAGCGCAAGGGUGGGGCCUGGCUGGCAGGGCUGGCCAAUGGCACAUCAGGACUGGCAAAGCGGUCCCCAGACUGCAGAGCUGCUCUGGCUGCGACCUCUAACCUCUAUGACAGCGUGGAUGAUUCCCUCCACCGCCUCGUCCAGGUGUCCAAUCAGAGGGGCAGUGAUCUGGAAGCCCUCGGACGAUUGGCUGCCAUGGUGGACAAGCUGGAAAAGUGCGAGAGGGAGAUAGAGCAGAUCCAGGAUCAGUUGGAAGACUACAGGGAGCCUCCCAUCUCUCUCAGCAGGCUCUCCCUCAAACAGCAGAAGUUCAAGACUUUCAGAGAGUCGGCCAACGAGCUGCACACUGAGACCCUGGCGGUCCUUGGAGAUCUGGAGAGCUGGUCUGAGCUGGACUGGGGGGGACUGAUAGAGGUGCAGGUCAGGGUACCCCCGGUCAGAGAGAGACUCAGAGACAUGUCUCACUGUCUGUCUGACUGCUGGACAACACUGGACAACACACAGAGACUACUGUCCACACUGACCGAGGCCAACCAGUGGUGCGACGUCAUCUCCUCCACCUCACCCUCCCCCUCCACCCCCCUCUCCUCCCUCCCUCCCAUUCCGCCAUCUCGUUUUCAGGACGCCCGUGCCUUAGCCUUGGAGCUGGGUGGUGGAGCUCUCCUGGACCUGUGGUCUCAGACCCUUGAGAGAUACCAACGCACUGUGGCCCAGGUCAAACCCAGGCUGCUGCAGCAGGCAGAGCGAGGGCAGAACCAGGGCCAGGCCCGGCCCAAGACCCCCUCCGCCUCCAGUCUGUGGGACCUGAUGGGGCCCGAGGGAGAGGGAGACUGGGGUGUCGGGGCCGGGGGAGGGGAGGGAGGCCUCCAGUCCUGGGGGUCCCUGGCUUCACUGUUUCGCCCACAGACCUGCUCCACACUGAAGAUAGGAGAGGAGAAAGGGAAUAAGAAGGAGGGAACGGGAGGAGGUGGAGGAGGAGCGGGAGGAGGGAAAUUUCUGCAGAAUCUGUUGCAUCCGGCAAAGAAGAGCCCCACAGAAGCCCCUUUGCCCCCCAAACCCCCCAGGAAGCGUCACCCCAGCUUCGACCUCCAGGCCCUGCUGGCCCCCCGUCGGGGCCCUGCCACCGCCAGGCCUGUAGAGCCUCCUGUGGGUGCAGCCAGCCGUAACUCCCCCCUCACCUGGCUGGGGCGCCGGGCCCUCACAGACCCUGUUAUCGCCGCUGGGAUGGCAGCCGCCGUCCCCGGAUGGAGAGAGGGAGGAGGAGGAGGGAUUGGGGGAGGAAUAGGAGGGGUGCAGGGGGGAUCAGGGGUGCUCAUCAGAGGUGUAGAGGUGAGCAGCAAGGAAGUGGUGGACUACACCGGGACGCCAAGACAACACGUGCUGCUGAGCCGAGCGGAGAGGGAGACGGGAGGGGAGAGGCAGGGCACCACCACCGCACAGAGUAAACUGUACCUAUUGUGGUGCAGGAUGCUGAGUUCAGAGAGGCAGUACGUGGCUGUAUUAAAGGGGGUGGAAGAGACCUACUUGCCCCUCCUGGAGGGUCCAGACACCCCCUCCUCCCUCAGGGGGAAAGCAGAUCUCCUGUUCCCCAAAUGGGCCAGCCUCAGCUCCUUCCACUCACAGAACCUCCUCCCAGCCAUGGAGGGAGCUCUACUGCAGAGUCUGCUGCAACAGGACCUCUUCAGUAAAUACAGAGAGGAGUUUCUCCAGUACUCUCACUACAUCAGGAUUAAACCAGAAUUGGACUCCCCGUUGGUUACUCAAGCUGCGGACUUCUUCAAGCUCAGACUCCCGGCCACCCCUCCUCUCUCCCCCCUGUCGUUCCCCCAUUGUCUCCAGGCCCCUACACUGAGACUGGAACAGUACUGCGAUGCCUUGGAAGAGCUGGGAGGGCUAAACCCUGCCUCCGACUCCUCCCUCUCCGUCCUCAGACACGUCCAUCGCCACGGCGAGGACCUCCGGGCCAGCGACCUAAUCGUCGGGUGUCCGGUCCCAGUGGCGGAGCGCGGAGAGCUGGUGCGUCAGGGGGAGCUGUUGGUGUGUGGGGGGACCAGGAGGAAGAAGACAGGGGUGAGGAGUGUGUUCCUCUAUCAGCACCUCAUCAUCUUCACCAAGCAGAAGAGUCCCGGCCCAGGACGCACCGCCUACAGCUUCAAACACAGCAUCAAGACGGGUGAGAUGGGUCUGACCCAGAGUGUGGGUGAGGAAGGGGUGAGGUUCGAGGUGUGGGUGCGUCAGGCCCCUCGUAUCCGGGACUGCCUGACCCUGCAGUGUCAGAGUGGAGAGGGGAGGGCAGCCUGGACACACGACAUCGCUCAGCUCCUCUGGACUCACGCUAUACACAACACAGAGUUGUGUUUGAAAGAGACAAUGUGUAUCGGUGUGUCUAGUAAGAUACUGCUAGAUGCCACAGGAGCACCGGUAACAUCUGAACUCGACUCUAUCUACAAUCUGAAUGACAGAGUCCACAGUAGCUGUUCAGACUCUUCCUCUGUUGGCAGUCAGAAGGAGGGGGGGUCCCCAGCCUCUGGGAGGGGACAAACACAGAACCAGUCUCCUUCCACUGCGGUGUAAUCUUCAUCUCAGCAACAAACAAACUGGAUUCUGGACCUAAUAAAGACCAAAACAACAUCUCUAUGCAAGCCACUGGAGGGGUCAAACUGGACAAAAAGUAAAGGACCAAAGAGGAAAGGGCAUACAGGAAACAAAGAGACAUUACGGCUCUAACUAACCCAGGACCUGGCAUCAGCAGAGCCUGCUCUCGGUGGCCAUGUUGGAUCGGCCGGACCCAGUUGCUCGCCGAGUCAUUGAUACCGUGGACACUCCAGCCACACAGUAGAGCCAUUGUCCUCCUUCAGUGGCUCCCCACUAGGCCAAACCACUCUGCCUGAACCACUGACUGGCGGCCAUGGCCUUCGUGCUUCCACUAUCUCCUAAAACAUACAGGAGCAUUAUAGGAAAUAUAGCUUUAUACUGACUUUAUUGGACAUUAUUAAAAUUUUGCCUUUUACAAUGCUGUUUAAACAGGGACUUUUUGGGGGGGGAUGUUAGUACUGUAGCAGUAUUAUAGAUUCUGUCUGUGUGGCCGUAUAUGUGGUAUAGUAUAGGCUAGGUGUGAUUGUGAUCUAUGCAAAUGAGUACAUACGGCCCUGCAUGUAUGGGUGCACACAUUACGCAGAGUGUGGAACACACGCAUACACUCUGCAGAGAGUCUUAUUGUGCUAUAGACAGUAGAGUACUGUUCCGACACUGUGGCCAUCUUACAGCUUAGUACAGUAGCUAUAGACCAACCAGUGGGCAGAUAUCAACCAACGACAGGCAUGGCGCCCUACUCUCAGUAGGUCUUGCCUGGAAGUAAAGAGUAGAAUAAACAAUAACAUGGAAAUGAAAAAUGUCAACAUCUUAUUAUAACCAAACUAUUAAUCUCAGCACUCAGAACCAAAUAAGCUGUUAAAGAGAGAUGACCAACGUCUGUAUUUUGAGGUGGUUUUUUCGUGAGGAUGUAAAGCAAGAGGGAAUCUGGGCCAAAUGGUUACAGUGUGUCCAAUUGUUAUUGUUGAUGGUUUAAGGAAAGGUGGUAUCGUGUCUUAUUCAGGCGUAAGGCUUAUGGUAAACCGUAUAACUUGUUUUGGUGCCUUAUAGCACUGCUCUGUCUAAAGAUACAGUAGCUAUGGGACUCGAUGUCGUAUUCUCCAUUGGUCUUUUCAAUGACUAUUUCAUUGAAUGAUUUUGUGAUUCCUCUUUUUCAAUAUAAGCCAUAAUGUUGCAAGCACCAAGUGUACAAAUGUUUGAUUUGCGAGCAUAAGUUCAUGCAAUAUGACGUCGGUUGGGUCUAGAGUGUGUCAAAUGAGUCAUUUGUUUGUGUCUGAGUCAUGUGCUUAUAGCUUUAUACACGUUAUUCAAAAUGAAGGAAAGUGUUCCAUGAAAUGGAGAUGUCUGUUACCUGCCGUAUUAUCUUGCUGUGAUGUGAAAGAUUCUUUAUUUUUGAAUGCAGUAUGCACUAUUAGCUUACGCCUCCAACUUCAAUACAAUACAGUGACAAUGAUACAUCAUUUGAUGGGUGCUUAUAUUUGUCCUAAUUAACACAUGCACAAGUGUGUAAUAAUGUGCAUGUGUGAUUUGGAAAUGACAUUCUUUUGCAUAUCCCAACUCUCCCUGACACCUCAGAGAGUGGGUUCACAGCCGGGGUUGGCCAUUAUCAACAGCGACCCUGGAGCAAUUAGGGUUAAGUGCCUUGCUCAAGGGCACAUUGUCAUAUUUUUCGCCUUGUCGGCUCGGGGAUUCAAACUAACCAACCUUUCGGUUACAAAUACAUGAGAGUUGAGUUCAUUUACAACUACAAAUAUAAGUAUUAUUAAGUAUAAAAGUUGUGUUUCUAAGCUAGUCAAUCUUGGGAGCAAACUGAAUUUAAAUUGUGUUAUUGUAUGAUAUAAAGGGCACUAACAGAUAGCCUGUAUGCCAGCUAUGUAGGUAGGUUAGUCUGCCUAAUAUACACAGAUGGCAGCAACCCUUGUCUCUCAUCAGAUUUCAUGGGUGUCAUAGCAACUCCAUAUCCAAAUUAAAAAGUGCAAAUGGAUAUUGAACCCAUUGAAUCAAUAUCUAAUUUGUCUGAUUAGAAGGUAUGCAGUACUCAUACAACAGUACUAGCUUGGUGCUGCAGAAUAUAUUGCAUUAUAUUGGGAGCUAUUGUUUUCACCAGGAGAGAAGUCUUAUAAUAUGUCUUCAGAAUAAUGAACACCUUUUAACCAUCUAGCUGUAGAUUUUCAUAUUCGAAGCGUCUUUUUAUUACGCUUUGACAUGAUUCGUAGUUUUACAUGUAAAUACAACGGGGUUUUUGUUCAAGUCUUUUUUUAAGUGUCAUCUUACCUAUGCAGUUUAUGCCAAAAAUAUACUGAUGUUUACAGUUUCGAAAUAAAUGCUUGUUCUGUUUUUGUUGAAUGUCUGCAUGCUAUACGGUUACAAUGUACUUGAUACGCGUUAUACUUCAAUUGUACUUCAAUUGUACUUAGAUCAUGUGUACCUUUCUUAUUGUAAUAAAACUGGACGGAAGCCAUUGAAACUCGA
Oncorhynchus tshawytscha (Chinook salmon) is the source of this 8211-nucleotide messenger RNA. RefSeq names its product Rho guanine nucleotide exchange factor (GEF) 40 (gene arhgef40). The transcript is spliced from 28 exons. Bases 919 to 5721 code for a protein of 1600 amino acids. Gene Ontology annotation, molecular function: guanyl-nucleotide exchange factor activity. Lineage: Eukaryota; Metazoa; Chordata; Actinopteri; Salmoniformes; Salmonidae. The record is from RefSeq and is a predicted model, not a curated record.